Molecule: messenger RNA, 1230 nt
Organism: Thermothielavioides terrestris NRRL 8126
Lineage: Eukaryota; Fungi; Ascomycota; Sordariomycetes; Sordariales; Chaetomiaceae
Exons: 1
Coding region: 102-1091 (329 amino acids)
Cellular component (GO): Prp19 complex; post-mRNA release spliceosomal complex; catalytic step 2 spliceosome
Source: RefSeq, a predicted model, not a curated record
CAACUUGCUGGCGGCAGCCUCUUGUCGCCCAUCCCCACCGACAUAUCCAACCAGCCUAGGAAAUCGACGGUCCCCAGUGUCUACGAACCUUUGAGGACAGAAUGCCUCCCGCAAAGAAGAGAAAGACGACGCGCUCUGGCGAGGCGCAAGUGGCAGCCGGAAAGCAAGUCGAGAAUGAAGCAGACGGCGCGCUAUCGACCACUGGGGAGACACCCGCCGAGGAGACACCCGCCGAGGAGACGACAAUGGCCGCCGCGAAAACAUCACCGCAACCAGCAACAUCCGACGCCCCGUCCUCCUCCAGUACGCCUGCAGAACCGGCUCGCCCGGCCCCGUCCGCCGCCAGCGCAGCCCAAGAACGUCUCGCCCGCUUCCGCGCCCUGCAAGCGCGCGCCAAGGCCUCGUCCGACCAGAACCUGAAAGAAGCGACCAAAGAAUCUCAGCGGCUGGCAACUGACCCAAGCCAACUGACGGCGAUCAACCGGCAGCACGCGAUUGCGUCGCACAAGCUCCUCAAAGCCGACAUCGAGGAGGCCGGCGAGGACUUUGAGCGCAAGCGGGCGUGGGAUUGGACCGUGGAGGAGAGCGAGCGGUGGGACAAGCGGAUGCGCAAGAAGGAGGCGCACCGCGACGACACGGCCUUCAAGGACUAUGCGCGCGAGAGCCAGAAGGCCUACAAGCGCCAGCUGCGCAACAUGGGGCCCCCAGACCUGGAGCGCUACACGCGCGAGAAGUUGGCCGCCAUCGAGAAGGCCGCCGCCGCCGGCACGCUGGACAUCGUGGAGACGGACGACGGGGAGAUGAUCGCUGUUGACAAGGACGGCACCUUCUUCAGCACGGCCGACUCGACCGCGUUCGCAGAGCACAAGCCCGACAAGGCGGCCGUGGACCGGCUCGUGGCGGACUUGCGCAGGGCUGAGGAGGCCUCCCUCAAGCGGAGGAGGGAGCGGAUGGCCAAGAACGGAGACGACGGCGGCGACGUCACGUACAUCAACGAGAAGAACAAGCAGUUCAACCAGAAACUGGCGCGCUUCUACAACAAGUACACGGCCGAGAUCCGGGAGAGCUUCGAGCGGGGCACCAUGGUGUAAGGCACGCGGGAAGGGCGUUGGGUGGUUCUCUUCAUCACCGCCAUCGCCAGCGAACGGAGUUUGGGGUUGGGUAUUUUGGUAUUGUACAGUCUACAGCUACACGGGAGGGUGACAGGGUGAUAAUACAUUGGUUGCAUAC